GCUCGGGGUCCUCUUAUCGUCGAGUGGAAGUCGAGGAGAUUGAAAUAAAUCGGUGUUCGUUUUUUCAAGAAACUAUGAGGCAAACGUCGGAUGUACUUUUGCGUACACGCGCCUCGUUCGUUGAACGUUGCGGCAACGUUUGUUCCCGAUGAGAUAACCGCUUAUCGCUCCGGGUACACGCAUAGUGAAGUUGUAAAAACUAGAAACUUUACACCUGCGCAGGUGCGCGGUAAGCAUCGCGACACGAGAGUUGGUUAAAACGUUUCAAUCGGCGUUUUCGUAUCGCUCGCAUCGCCUACCGAUACUCCGUCUGUUUUCGAUGAGGACAAUCAACCGAGUCAAAAGUAUCUACGUACACAUUGCGUAACAACCAAUUGCCUCAGAAAUUUUGAACACCUGCGCGGUUAAUAGCUACACGGUAUUUCGUUACACCUGUAAUGAAAUCAUCACCGCGUUCGAUUCGAUCGAGAGAUCUCCGUCGAAUUUUUUUCACGUCGCGAGCGCGUCUGAGUACUACAUAGUUCGUGGUUGACGGACCAAUCGGAUCGAUCGCCCAAAAUUUGAAUCGAAUCGAGUGAUCUUCCGUUGCUUUUGAACAGUCGACAAAAGUUUCUAGGUGAAAUUGACAAGGAAUUUGGUAUACAGUGGAAAUCGAACUUUUCAAAACGAAUAAAGAUUUUGACGAAAAGAAGUGACAGUUGGUCACCGGGACAUAUAAGGUGAACCGGUGAACGCAGUGUGGACGUUAGAUCUGUAAUUAGUUAGUCACUACGUUAUAUUACAAUGUGGAGAAAUUGUUUCACGUGGGUCGACGAGAGUGUAGUGUGUGUAAUAGUGUACGGUGUGGCGUACAGUUUAACGCGGGGGAUGCCCUGAGGUCAGUUUAGGAAGUAGGAGAAAAAGAACGGAGUCCCGCUACGUCUACGAGUAGAAAAAGCCCGAAGAUGAUUUCCCGUCGAUGAUAACCCGGAGACCCUGAGGAAGAGGCGGAAAAAAGAGAAACGAAAAGGAAAAAAAGACGGACGGAAUAAUAAUCGAGAUCAAAGACUCGGAAGGAAAGGAUGUCGCUGACGGUGGAAAUCCAGGCACCGGUCCUCAACGGAAAUGUGGGCGGUCAGACCUACAUCUCCGGAUCGAUCGGGGCGAAAUGCCUCUGCUGUCCGUACGGCUACCACAUCGAUUUGGACUUUGUGAGAUAUUGCGAGGCGGUAGCAGCUGGAAGUUCGGGAUCCGAUCGCGUCAGCGAGAGGCGAAGGAAGAGGGAACGCCGACGACAAUGUCAAUCGAUGGAGGUCCUCCUCGGGCUGGUGAGCCCGGCCCUGGCGGGGAUCGAAGUCCAGUUGCCGAAAAUCGCUCAGGAAAAUUUUUCUACGAACGGCACGAUAACCUUGCCGAGGUCGAGUCACGCGAGACCUUGCAACGUUCAACAUUCGCCGAUUCUCGAUAUCAGCGACGUCGUCGGUGACUUUGAGGCGACCUUGAGACGUUCCUCGAGGCCUUCGAAAACCACGAAUCACCGAGAUAACGGUGAAAGAAAUAUCGACAGCUGCGUAUCCUCGACACCUGUACAAAAUGCACCGCAAAGCGAUAUCCCGGCGGACUUUGACAGUGCCAGUAUUGGCAGCGGAAACUCGAACCUCAGCACCGGAGCAUUGCAGAACAUCAGGGAGCAAAUGGCUCUGGCGUUGGAAAGGAUGCGGGAUUUGGAGGAGCAGGUUAAGGCAAUCCCCAUGUUACAAGUCAAAGUAUCCGUUUUGAAGGAAGAGAAAAGGAAUCUGCAACAGCAGAUCAAAGAGCUCAACGAGGUCAGUGCGAACGACGACAGAAACACGUCGGAAAUGUACCAGAGUCAAUCGUUCUCCGACGAACGCAAUAAUUCGGUCACUCCCGGUCCGAAAAUUCCCACCAGAGACAUGGGAACCAUGUGCGGAGUGAUGACCAGGGACGUCGGAGUUUCUCAUCAACAGACAAGGACCAGAGACGCCGGUAUGGUGACCAGCACCCCGAUCCAUCGGCAUUCCGAUGAGGACCGGACGACCGCGAGCAUCGACGAUUCCCUGCUGACGACGCCGCAGAGGUGCAACACGGUGCUCAAGAGUCUGGAACGCAGCAGACUGCAGAUCGAGAGCAUCCUGCCGUGCGUUAUGGGGAGGCCCGAGCCGAAGUUGUCCCGCAGCGGUCUGAAGUUGGAGAACAUAUUCCCGGAACUGAAACAGCCGAAGGUGUUGGAACGGAGCGAUUUGCGAAUCGAAGCGAUACACCCGGAUCUGAGCAUGCUGAAAAACUCGACUGACUCGACCGUCGGUAGAAAAAAAAUGGAGUCCUCCGCCAGUCACAAACGGAGGAAGCUCCUACAGCGCAGCGGUCUUUAUUACGACGAGAUACUGCCGAAAAGCAGGGAAGAAUUUUUGAAAAUAAAGACCAGAACCUGCGCCACCGAAACGACUCUGAACAUGAAGGAUGUCCGGACGAAGGACGAGUUCGCUGAGGACCUCGAGGAAAGUUUGAGGAUCUUCAAAGCCGAGAACACCCCAAAGAAAGUGACGACGAUAUCCGCGGAGACGCAGUGCUCGCCAGAAUCGGCGAAACCGUUGCUGAAAAUCGUCGAAAAAUCGGAGAAGGCUGUCCAGGCAUCCAAACCGUUGAAAUUGACGUCGAGCAUCGGGGUGACGGUGAAACCGAGGUCGUCGGACAUCGGAAUCGAGGCGAAACCGGGUCCCGGGACUAGGAACGUCGCGGUGGGACCCGAUCCGGUGGCGACGCAGUCGAUAUCCUUGAACGCUCUGGGUUCCAGGAGUCAUUCCUUCAACUACGGCGACGCGAAGGUCGCGAGGAAGACGACCAAGUCGGUCGGCGUGACGGUCGAGGGUCUCGUGAAGACCGUCGCGAGGUCGACGGACACCGCGGGUUUGCUACCGAAGAAACGGGAGUUCGGAACUUCGACGACGAAGAAGAAAUUCGCCGACGUUUCCGUAGGCGGUUCCGUGAGACCGCACAUAAGCAUAUCCUGCUCGGAGAACUACUGCGACAACUGCAAGGACACCAUCAAAAAUCUGGCCAAACAAAUACUGAACAACAACGAGAACAUCAAUCAACAGAACAACAAUCAAGCGUCACGCAUACCGAGGCCGUCCUACAUCCCUCUCGGCUCGCCAACCGAUCACAGGAGGCAAUUCAAACGGCAGGACACCUAUACCAAGAUACCGGCGUCCACCGUCAUCAAGUACGACGCCGACAAUAAAGAACAGUACGAAUCAAACAACCGCCUCCAGCACCUGGACGUCGGGAACGUCGUCAACGACGAUGAGAAAUUGUCGUCCGAAGAGUCGUCGCCGUGUAAAAAACAGUCGGAAGACGUCGAGAAAAACGGAUUGCCGGACUCCGCGCUUUUCCAACCGAUUCAGGACAAACCGAGGCAGAAAGUCGAACCCUCCAGGGAAAUGCGCGCGGCUAUGAAAGUCCUGAACGACAAUCUGAAGAAAUCACCGAGCCGCAACAUAAGCCAUCAAAUAAAAAACGCGACGACGAUCAUCCAGCAGGAAUGGUUCAAGGUGUCGAGUACGGCGACCGCCAACCCGUUGGACGUUGAGGACUACUUGGACUGUUUCGAGGAGACUUCUGCCGCCCUACUGGAAUACAUCGUGAACAUGAACGACGCUAGCGGAAACACGGCCAUGCAUUACGCGGUUUCUCACGGGAAUUUCGACGUUGUUUCCAUACUCCUCGAUUCGAAAGUCUGCGACAUAGACACCGCGAACGUCGCCGGGUACACCGCCGUGAUGUUGGCCGCCCUCGCCGAAGUCAGAAAUUCGACCCACUCCUCCGUUGCCAACAGGCUUUUCCAGAUGGCCGACGUCAAUGUCAGAGCGAAACAGCACGGACAGACUGCUCUGAUGCUCGCCGUUUCCCACGGACGCAACGACAUGGCGAAGCUUCUUCUGGACGCCGGCGCCGCCGUCAACAUCCAGGACGAGGACGGCAGCACAGCUCUGAUGUGCGCCGCCGAGCACGGUCACACGGACAUCGUUCGUCUUCUCCUGGCUCACCCCGACUGCGAUUCCUCGAUCCUCGACGUCGACGGUAGUUCGGCGUUGAAAAUCGCCCUCGAAGCCGGUAAUCGCGACAUCGGGGUGCUCCUCUACGCCCACGAACACGUCAACCGCGGUAUCAGUCCGUAUUCCUCGAUGAGAAGGAGCGGCAGAAAGGGUUCGAAACCGACGACGCCAACCGGAGGACCUUCGCCGUCGGCGCCCGUGAGUCCGGCACCUUCGAGGAGACUAAACUCUUCGACGAUGUCGUUGAACUCGUCGAAAUUCGCGUCGAAAUGAUGAGCGCGCAAGAAAAAAAUUCUCCGGUGCGCCCGUCGAGGUCACCGGUGAGUUUUUAGAAUAUACCCAGACAUAUCUUGAGCGGAAGUGUACUCGUCGACUUUGAUUUUUCUUCUAAUCUCAUCGUCGUUUCCUUUUUUUUUUCUCUCUUUGGGACAUCGUGAGCCGAUCAAAAUUUGAAUCGAUCUCUCGAACUGAUUGAAACAGCGUUUGUAAACGGAAGGAGUAACAUUUUUCUUCUUUUUUUUUUUUUUUACGAUACGUUGACGAGAUAUUGUACUAAUUAGGCAAAGGGAAUAAUCACUGCCCGAUAUAUCCUGCAUAAAAUCAAAGUUAGUAAUAUAUCUUAUCAGAGUUCGAUUCGAUAUCGCGUGCCUGAUACGGUAUUGGGCCCGGAGUUGUGUAAAUAGUACGUAAGGAUAUAUAUUUUUUUUUUUCUCAUUCCAGAUCAAACCGCGAAAAAUGCAUUUCUUUCUACGCUCGUGUAUUUUACAAGGGAUUACAUUUUUUUUAUCGUCCUUUUCCCCUCUUUGUUUUUUUUUUACUUGAUUUUCGUGUAAAAUAGGUUCAAGUGGUGCUGUAAGCGAUUAAUAUAAUAUGGCACACGUCUUGCCCGAUUUGUACUUCUUUAAAUCGUUUUUGAUUUAAAAGCAAGUAUGCUUACGAUUGAAUAUACGGUGAACAAUGUUGUUUUCUUUUCUUUUUUUUUUUAAGUUGUAACAUUCAUUUUCGAUUACAGCGAUCGAACCGAAAUCAGUUCCGAUCGUGGAUGUAAAAUAAUAACCAGAUUACGAAGCACGAUAAUUGUUGAGCGAGUAACGGGAUGAAAUCGAUCGAUUUUUUUGAGGGUUUAAACAUUUUCUAAUAGCAACGUAAACGAACAAAUAUUAAACAGGAUUACACGGAACAAAGCGUACAGGUAAAGUUAAAGGUCUUCCAACGCACUUGUAGAAGCGCAGUUUUCCAUCCAAAGGAAUAAAAGAAUAACGCAAACGAAGAACAUUCCAAGAUAAAGAAACACG
Athalia rosae (coleseed sawfly) is the source of this 5350-nucleotide messenger RNA. It is a transcript of the gene Kank, whose product is annotated as KN motif and ankyrin repeat domain-containing protein 1. Lineage: Eukaryota; Metazoa; Arthropoda; Insecta; Hymenoptera; Athaliidae. Gene Ontology annotation, biological process: negative regulation of actin filament polymerization. The record is from RefSeq and is a predicted model, not a curated record. Gene Ontology annotation, cellular component: cytoplasm; cytoskeleton. The transcript has 10 exons. Gene Ontology annotation, molecular function: protein binding. The coding region runs from base 1062 to 4328 and encodes 1088 amino acids.